AUCUGCCGACUUGGGCGUUGUACUCCAGCGCAUCAGCCAAUUUCUCCACUUCCCAAACUCCACUCGACCUACAAAAAAAAAAAAAAGGAGAGAGAGAGAGAGAGAAAGAGAGAGAGAGAGAAGAGGGAGAGAUUUCGUUUUGCGAUUGUUCUCGCGUAUUUCAAACACGUUUUACGGGCUAAAAAAAAAAGCCUCCACGCGGCCAUUCGGGUAGCCUUUAUAAUCUCGCUCGGCGAAGGAAGUGGGGCCGGCUUUGAUUGUUUCUCCCCCCCCCAAAAAAAAAAAAAACCAAAACAAAAAAGAAAGAGAAACCCCCCAUCAGCCGUCUUUGUUCAUUCAUUUCAUCGCUCGGCUUUUUUUCCCCCCACCCUUUGUUGAACGAGGCAUGGGCGCACAAAUCUCCAAAAACGCCGGAAAGGAGGAAGCCGCCGUGGAGAAGCCCGGCGAGGCUGCGGCAUCCCCGGCGGCCAAGACCAACGGCCAGGAGAACGGCCACGCCAAACCCAACGGCGACGCCUCCCCGGCGGCCGAGCAAGCCGACAAGGCCGACGUCCAGGCCAACGGCGGCACCCCCGCCGAGGAGGCGCCCAAGGAGGACGGCGACAAGGCGGAGGGCGCCGAGAAGCAGCCCGAGGCGGCGGCGGCGGCCACCAACGGCGAGGCCGCCGCCAAGCCCGAGGACGGCGCCGAGGACGCCAAGCAAAAGAAGAAGCGCUUCUCCUUCAAGAAGCCCUCCUUCAAGCUGAGCGGCUUCUCCUUCAAGAAAACCAAGAAGGAGUCCGAAGAGGAGGAGAAGGCGGAAGUGGAGAAGGAAGAAGGGGAGAAGGCGCCGGCCGAGGGGGAAGCUGCGGCGGCGGAGAAGGCCGAAGGAGAGGAGGCGCAAGCCCAGAAGGAGAAGGAGGAGGAGGAGGAGACCAAGGAAGUGCCCGCACCCGAGGAGCCCAAAGCCGACGAGCCCGCCGCCAAGGAGGAGAAACCGUCCGAGGGUUCCUCGCCGGCCGAGCCCGAGGCCGCCGAGGCCGCCGGUCCCGAGGCCCCCGCCACCCCCGCCCCCGCCGAGUAAUCCUACUGAAGAACACGCUCAAAAAUGAAGGAGGCCCACGGAGCCCGUCUGAAAGAAUGCGAGGACUAGUCUGAAACCAGGGAUUUUCUUUUGCUUUCUUUUUGUCCCUUUUGCGUUUUUUUUUUUUUUGCAUCUCAUCCAUAAUGAUUGCAAUGCAGUUUCCGGGUGGCGCUUUCAUUCAUGGCUGAAUAUGCGACUGUGAGUGUGACUUUUUUUUUUUUUUCCCCCCUCCGCCCCCUCCCCUCCUUUUUUUCCCCCUCCACCUUGCUGACAUAUUUAAUUCAAAUAUUUGGUGCUGGGCUAAUUGGAUGUAGCAGCUAAAGCUGUGCGCGUGCUGUACGGUCAAACAAACAAAAUGUUAAAAGACAAAAAAAAAAAAAAAAGUCUUCAAAACGACGUCGUUUACAACUCCCGCGUCGGACCGCGGACGUCCCCCCCCACCCCCGCCCCUCCAACUGGGGAUUUUCAAUUUAGUAACCAUUCCAAAAAAAAUAAUAUGGGUGCUCAUCACUUGCUCCUCUGCCGUUUUCCAAAUGUAGUCAUGCACGUUGUAUAGACUUUGAUAUUGCUGGUUUUAUGACUGAAAUGUACCUUAAUGACAUUUUUAACCCAUUGUAAAUGACUGUUUCUUUUCUUUUUUUUUUUUUUCCACCAUUUGUAAGACUAAAUAAAACUGGGAGAUGUUUUAAGCAAAAACAACCAACAAAAAAAAAACUGAUCAAGCUGUGAUGAUUAUAUAACACUUCAUCUCUAGACUAGAACAAUAUAGCUAUAGGAUGUCUUUUUUUUCUUCUUCAUUUCUUUUGUACAUAAAGAUUGAAUGUAAACAUUGGCUACAACAUGGUAUUUAGGUGUUGACUUUUCUGUGAGCACUGAAGAAUAAAGGAAAGUGUGAAAUUGGCACUCAU
This is a messenger RNA of Syngnathoides biaculeatus (alligator pipefish), 1971 nucleotides long. RefSeq names its product myristoylated alanine-rich protein kinase C substrate b (gene marcksb). The coding region runs from base 386 to 1063 and encodes 225 amino acids. The transcript is spliced from 2 exons. Gene Ontology annotation, cellular component: plasma membrane; actin filament bundle; cytoplasm. The record is from RefSeq and is a predicted model, not a curated record. Gene Ontology annotation, molecular function: calmodulin binding; actin filament binding. Gene Ontology annotation, biological process: central nervous system development; actin filament organization. Lineage: Eukaryota; Metazoa; Chordata; Actinopteri; Syngnathiformes; Syngnathidae.